Molecule: messenger RNA, 1101 nt
Organism: Coniophora puteana RWD-64-598 SS2
Lineage: Eukaryota; Fungi; Basidiomycota; Agaricomycetes; Boletales; Coniophoraceae
Product: ribonuclease H-like protein
Exons: 4
Coding region: 1-1101 (366 amino acids)
Biological process (GO): nucleobase-containing compound metabolic process
Cellular component (GO): cytoplasm; nucleus
Molecular function (GO): 3'-5' exonuclease activity; nucleic acid binding
Source: RefSeq, a predicted model, not a curated record
AUGGCUCCUCCAUCUACUCAGGCGGAUGGUCCACCACCCAAGGCAAAGAAAAUCUAUCCGUUCUAUUCAUGGCGCAUUGGAAACAAGGACGCAAAAGUGCUAUACAUUCGAGAUCACCUCGAAGCGGACCAGGUGCUUUCCGAGCUUUCGCCUGGGCCCCUUGGCUUCGAUCUCGAGUGGAAACCCAACUACAGAAAGGGCGAAGCAGAGAAUCCUGUGGCGAUUGUCCAGCUUGCCAAUGACAACCUCAUCCUGCUUCUCCAAGUAAGCGCAAUGACAGAAUUUCCAGCAAGUCUCCGCGUACUUCUCGAGAGUCCUGAUUUUCUGAAGGCUGGUGUUGGAAUUCAACAUGAUUGUCAAAAGCUCUAUCGCGAUUAUCAGGUAUCCUGCCGCAACUGUGUAGAACUGGCUUUUCUGGCACGCUCUGCUGAUAAUGAUCAAUGGAAAGGAAAAUAUUCUAGUCCUAUAGGUCUUGCUCGCUUGCUAGAGGCUUAUGAAAACUACACGUUAGCUAAGGGCAAAGUCCAACGGAGUAAUUGGGAGCGUCAUCUAACAGAUAACCAGCAAGACUAUGCUGCGAACGACGCCUAUGUCGGUAGCAGGCUCUAUUCAAGAUUGAUUCAGAUGGCACACGAGAUGCCUACUCUGCCUCUUCCUGACUAUUACUCAUUUAGCCUCGUGAAUGGGAUGCUCCUGAGCGUCGAUGGACUGACUUCAUGGGCCCCAAACAAUCCGUUUUAUGAUCCUGGCCCUCCGCCUCCACCUAGACCUCCCAAAGAUCCUAACGCCCCGAAGAACGUAAAAAAGAAAGAGCCGAAAGUUAAUUCUGCCAUGGCCCAUACCCCGGACUAUUUGCAAGCGUCCAGUUCUGAGAUGCCAUCGAUCUCUUCAUUGCUCCCAACAUCAUCCCAUCAUGCAUUCAGAGGACGACGAUGGCCCGCAAAUACCCAAAACCGCCCCUGGUCGCGUGCUGAACCUGUGGACGCUUUGCCGUUCGAUAAUGUUCCGGGUUUAAGAGGAAGAGGUUCAGGUUUUCAUGGGCGGGGGCGUGGACGCGGAGGUCAUCCGCCAAGAGGCGAUGGCAAUAGAAACCCAGCUUGA